Molecule: messenger RNA, 444 nt
Organism: Corticium candelabrum
Lineage: Eukaryota; Metazoa; Porifera; Homoscleromorpha; Homosclerophorida; Plakinidae
Exons: 2
Coding region: 49-378 (109 amino acids)
Source: RefSeq, a predicted model, not a curated record
UCUGACGAUAUAACGGCACGUCGUGCAUUCUCUCCACUCUCGAUCUCCAUGGACGAAGUUGACGAAGAUUUUGUUCGGAAGCGAGUCGAAGAGGGUAAUAGUCAUGCUGUCAUCAGUGAAGAAUUACAGACGAUGUUUCCAGGACUUCGGGGACUUAGCGAACGAUCUGUUCGACGUUUCUGUACAGACAGAGGCCUAGGUCGACGUUGUUCUCUGACUAAAGAGGAACUAGAACGCCGCGUGUCUGACGCCGUAAGCGAGGUCGGACCAUCUUGCAUCUUCAGAUCGUCAAAAAGCAAGAAGAAGGCAAUGGCUACACAAUGCAAGUCAAAGUCUAAGAUUUCUCGUACUUGCAGGCGGUCACCAGUAAAUUUUUGAUUUUUUUCUUUGACUUUUACAAAAUAAUAUCACUAUACAUAUUUUAACUGCUAAUACGGUCUUGUU